Molecule: messenger RNA, 1364 nt
Organism: Silurus meridionalis
Lineage: Eukaryota; Metazoa; Chordata; Actinopteri; Siluriformes; Siluridae
Gene: hmgb1a
Product: high mobility group box 1a
Exons: 5
Coding region: 130-741 (203 amino acids)
Biological process (GO): regulation of transcription by RNA polymerase II
Cellular component (GO): nucleus
Molecular function (GO): DNA binding, bending
Source: RefSeq, a predicted model, not a curated record
GACUUGAGCUCUACUGAGAGUAAUGUUACAGAGCCGAGAGCAGAGUGAGAAGACUGCGUAUCGCUAUUACCGUCACACAGCCAUUGCAGUACAUUGAGAAUCAGCAGCAACCUUUGGGAUAUUAGGAAGAUGGGGAAAGACCCAACAAAACCAAGAGGCAAAAUGUCCUCUUAUGCCUAUUUUGUCCAGACCUGCAGAGAGGAGCAUAAGAAGAAACACCCUGACACAUCAGUCAACUUCUCAGAGUUCUCUAAAAAGUGCUCUGAGCGGUGGAAGACUAUGUCAGCCAAGGAAAAGGGUAAGUUUGAGGAUAUGGCCAGACUUGACAAAGCACGUUAUGAGAGGGAGAUGAAGAAUUAUGUUCCUCCCAGAGGUGAAAAGAAGAAGAGGUUUAAGGACCCAAAUGCUCCCAAGAGACCCCCGUCGGCCUUUUUUAUUUUCUGUGCGGAAUAUCGGCCCAAGGUGAAAGGGGAGACCCCAGGACUUUCUAUCGGAGAUGUGGCUAAGAAGCUUGGAGAGAUGUGGAACAAGACCUCUGCUGAAGAGAAGCAGCCUUAUGAAAAAAAAGCAGCCAAGCUGAAGGAGAAAUAUGAGAAGGACAUUGCUGCAUAUCGAAAGGGAAAAGUUGUAGGGGGUGCUGCCAAAGCCCCCACCAAGCCAGACAAAGCCGACGAGGAUGACGAUGAUGAUGAGGAUGACGAUGAUGAUGACGAUGAUGAUGAUGAUGACGAUGAUGAGUAACUUGGUUACAGAGUAGAUCUUAGAUUCUUGUUUAUAAAAGCAUUUAACCCCCUGUACACACUUAACUAUGGCCAUAAAAUAGGCAAUUAUGGAAAAGUGAAAGUUAAGAUCGUGUAUAUCAUAUGGUUUUUAAGCUGUACAGUCCCCCUUUUGUAUAGUAACACUACAAAAGUGUAAUGUGUUUGUCUCCCCUCCUAUCCACUCCUUUUCACAAUUUCUUUAAAUGUACCAACCCCCCGUGUUUUUUUUUUUUUUUUUUUUUUUUUUUUUUUUUUUUUUUUGGGAGUAAUGGUAGUCCCUAAAGCCACUAUUUCCUCUAUUAUAGUCAAGUGGGUAUUUGGAGGGUAAAUUAAACAAUUGGCUUGAAAUUGGACAUUUUAGGUUGCACAUCACAAGUUAGUUUAGUGUGAGGUUGUAGUUGAUCUUUUUAUUGUAUUUUGUGUUUUUUUUUUUUUUUUUUUUUUCCCACAUCACUAUUGUUAGUAAAAUGCAGUAUCAGUUAUUUUACUGUUCUUUUAAUACCACUGUAAUUGCCACAAUGACUAAAAGAAGGAAAAAAAAUGCAAUUGUUACAUUGACCUACUGGUAUGCUUCUGACAUCAAUAAAAUUUUUUUUAAAUGUU